Messenger RNA from Balaenoptera acutorostrata (minke whale), 685 nucleotides. RefSeq names its product iron-sulfur cluster assembly enzyme ISCU-like. Lineage: Eukaryota; Metazoa; Chordata; Mammalia; Artiodactyla; Balaenopteridae. The record is from RefSeq and is a predicted model, not a curated record. Gene Ontology annotation, cellular component: cytoplasm; mitochondrial matrix. Bases 7 to 510 code for a protein of 167 amino acids. Gene Ontology annotation, biological process: iron-sulfur cluster assembly; intracellular iron ion homeostasis. The transcript has a single exon. Gene Ontology annotation, molecular function: ferrous iron binding; 2 iron, 2 sulfur cluster binding.
CGUAAGAUGGCGGCGGCUGGAGCAGGCCGUCUGAGGCGGGCGACUUCGGCACUGCUGCUCCGGGCCCCGCGUCUGCCGGUCCGGGAGCUGUCAGCUCCGGCUCGGCUCUAUCACAAGAAGGUUGUUGAUCAUUAUGAAAAUCCCCGAAACGUGGGGUCCCUUGAUAAGACAUCUAAAAAUGUUGGAACCGGACUGGUGGGAGCUCCGGCGUGUGGUGAUGUCAUGAAAUUACAGAUUCACGUGGAUGAAAAGGGGAAGAUCGUGGACGCCAGGUUUAAAACAUUUGGCUGUGGUUCUGCGAUUGCCUCCAGCUCGCUAGCCACCGAAUGGGUAAAGGGGAAGACGGUGGAGGAAGCCUUGACCAUCAAAAACACGGACAUUGCCAAGGAGCUUUGCCUCCCGCCUGUGAAACUGCACUGCUCCAUGCUGGCCGAAGAUGCCAUCAGGGCCGCCCUGGCUGAUUACAAACUGAAACAAGAACCCAAGAAAGGAGAGGUGGAAAAGAAAUGAGCUCCCGGCGAAGCUUCCCGCAGGUCACGUGGGCUGCUUGCCCCUCCGCCGUGCAGUCAUGUAGGUGUUCAGAAGCCCUCUCACUACGAUAUAAAGCACUAUGAGAUCCGCACAACAUUUGCUGUUCACGUUGUGACUCUAAUGCAAGCAAAAUACACAGUCUAGUUGUUCUGAA